Molecule: messenger RNA, 6786 nt
Organism: Ixodes scapularis (black-legged tick)
Lineage: Eukaryota; Metazoa; Arthropoda; Arachnida; Ixodida; Ixodidae
Gene: tok
Product: tolloid-like protein 1
Exons: 18
Coding region: 590-3793 (1067 amino acids)
Biological process (GO): proteolysis
Molecular function (GO): zinc ion binding; metalloendopeptidase activity; calcium ion binding
Source: RefSeq, a predicted model, not a curated record
GGCAGUUCGGUUGCGUGCGCGUGUUGCGUCGGGUGCGCGUGUGGCGACGACGGCGCGUGCUUGUGUUGUGGAUGUGUGUGUGCGCGCGUGGCGACCCCCAAGAAAGCAAAACAAAACAAAAGGAACAACAAAGCAAGAGGCACAAAAAUCACAGAGAGUUCGACGACAGCUACGAGAUUAGAAAAAAAGAAGAGCCUGCGCGGUGCCUGUGUUUGGGACUUGGGGAAAAAAACAUAAAGUAAAAAGAAAAAAAAAAAAAAAAAAAAGCAAGAAUCAAGACCAAGCCAUCAUCUUAUUCGGAGGCCUGACAAGGUGUACAGCAUUUUAAGCUGUCUGUCGUCUGCUCUGUCGUACCGUCCCGAUGUGAAGAGGACGGUCCACGCGGCUCAGAGUACGGAUGGGACGGUACGCAAGACGUUUCCUUCGCGUGUUUCCAGCUUCGUUAAUCACCUUCCGUAGAUAACUUUUUCCUAUUUUUUAUUUUAUUUUUAAUUGAUUGUUUCGGGUACUCCGCCGGCCAGAUUUCUCCUUCGGAACUUUUUUUUCUGGGGAGAGGAGGCGUGAGAUCGGGCAGCAAAAGCCCGCAGUCAUGGGAGAUAAGAGCGGAGGUGGUAGUAGCCCGGCAAUCGAAGACACCGAUCGGUGGUGCGCGGGUCAUCGUCUGUUGUGCGGUGGCGGUGACGAUCAGAUGCGGAAGGACGUCGUCGGUGUGCGUGGUUCCGCGUCGAACGGCGACUUCUUGGAUCGUCGACGACGGGUCGGCGGUGGUGGCAGCGCCGCGCUGUUGCUGGUGGUGUUCGUGAUCGGAUGCUUUGUCGCCGACAGCCGCGCGCACGCGAAACAUUUUACGGCCGACGAACUGCAGAGGACCAAAUUUCCCAGCAGGGUUUCCGACGAUCUUGACCUCGAUCCCUGCAAGUCAGAUCUUGUGAUGGGGGACAUCGCAAUGUCCCGGGAGACGUACCGACGGCGGAGCCGGCAAGGCAAGACGGGGACCGGCUUUACUCUCACGGACAGGGGCCCCAGGUUCCACAGACAACGGCGGCGUCACCGGCAUCGGGAGCGCGCGGGCAAGAACCAUCGGCGAACCCGGGCCGCCACUGCGAGGCCGGAGAGGCUCUGGGACCACGCCGUCAUCCCCUACGAGAUCGAGGCCAACUUUAGCGGAGACCACCGGGCGCUGUUCAAACAAGCGAUGCGUCACUGGGAGAACCACACGUGUAUCAAGUUCGUGGAGCGCGGAUUCGAGCACCAGCACUACAUCGUCUUCACGGAGAGGCCCUGCGGGUGCUGCUCGUUCGUGGGCAAGCGUGGCAACGGCGCGCAGGCCAUCUCGAUCGGGAAGAACUGCGACAAGUUUGGCAUCGUGGUACACGAGCUGGGACACGUGGUGGGCUUCUGGCACGAGCACACGCGGCCCGACAGGGACGCCCACGUGGACAUCGUCACCAAGAACAUCAUGUCUGGGCAGGAGUACAACUUCAACAAGCUCACUGACGAAGAGGUCAACUCUCUAGGCCUGGCGUAUGACUUCGAGUCUAUUAUGCACUACGCCCGCAACACCUUCUCCAAGAACACGCACCUGGACACCAUCCUGCCGCAGGAGGACAACACGUCCAAGCGGAGGCCCGAGAUCGGCCAGCGGGUGCGCCUGUCCCAGGGGGACAUCUCGCAGACCAACAAGCUCUACAAAUGCCCAAGUUGCGGCCGAACCCUGCUGGAGCCCAACGGCCUGGUGUCGUCCCCGGAGCUGGUGAACAGUGUGACGCCUCCCGCCGAGGGCGAGCACUGCGAGUGGCGCAUCACGGCCACGCACGGGGAGCGCAUCGUACUCAACGUCACUGAGCUGGACAUCUACGAGUCGGACAACUGCGAGACCGACUACAUCGAGGUCCGGGACGGCUACUGGCACAAGUCCCCCCUCCUCGGUCGCUAUUGCGGGACCGGUCGCAUUCCCGAGAUGCUUCUGAGCACGGGCUACCGUCUGCUCAUCGUCUACCGGACCUCGAGCAACCAGAACGGCCACAUCGGGUUCAGAGCCUACUACGAAGCGGUUUGCGGUGGCGACGUGGAUCAAGAAGAAGGCGUGCUCCAGAGCCCCAACUAUCCGGACGACUACCGGCCGAACAAGGAGUGCGUCUGGAAGAUAACCGUGCCCGUGAAUUACCAGGUGGCCCUCAAGUUCCAGUCCUUCGAGGUAGAGAACCACGACAACUGCGUGUACGACUACUUGGAGGUUCGGGAUGGGCACGAUGCGGGCAGCCCGCUCCUGGGCAAGUUCUGCGGCUACCGGACGCCCGACGACCAGCGCUCGUCGUCCAACAAGAUGCUCGUCAAGUUCGUCUCCGACAGCUCGGUCAACAAGCCGGGCUUCUCGGCCACCUUCAUGAAGGAGUACGACGAGUGUCAGAAACCCGACCACGGCUGCGAUCACGAGUGCGUGAACACGCUGGGAGGUUACAGGUGCGAGUGCAACAUCGGCUACGAGCUCCACUCGGACGGCAAGAAGUGCGAAGACGCGUGCGGCGGCGUGAUCGAGGCGUCGAACGGCACCAUCACGAGUCCCUCCUUUCCGGACCUGUACCCGUCGAACAAGAACUGCAUCUGGGAGAUCGUGGCGUCGCCGCAGUACCGCAUCACCCUCAACUUCACCCACUUCGACCUCGAAGGAAACAACCAGGACUGCGAGUACGACAAGGUGGACAUCCACAGCAAGAUGGGCGACAACACGGUGCGGAAGCAUGGCCUCUUCUGCGGUUCCUACCUGCCGCCCAUCAUCACAUCGGAGGGGAACAGCCUGCGCAUCGAGUUCAGCUCCGACAACUCGGUCCAGAAGAGCGGCUUCGCCGCCGUCUUUCUCACAGACAAAGACGAGUGCGCGCACAGCAACGGCGGCUGCCAGCACAUCUGCAAGAACACCGUGGGCAGUUACAGCUGCGCCUGCCAGAACGGCUUCGUGCUCCACCCGAACCGCCACGACUGCAAAGAAGGCACGUGCACGCAUCAGAUCAGUGCCCCGCUGGGCGAGAUCAACAGUCCCAACUACCCGGACUCGUACCCGAGCAGGAAGGACUGCGCCUGGCUCUUCACCACCACGCCUGGUCACAGGCUCAAGCUGAUCUUCAACGACUUCGAGCUCGAGCCUCACCAGGAGUGCGCGUACGACCACAUCUCCCUGUACGACGGCGACAGCACAGACGCCCCGACGCUGGGCCGCUUCUGCGGGGCCAAGGUGCCCCACCCCAUCCUCUCCACCACUAACCGCAUGUACAUGGUGUUCAAAAGCGAUGCGUCGGUGCAGCGCAAGGGCUUCAGGGCGGCCCACUCGACGGCGUGCGGAGGGCGGCUGCUGGCGACCGGGCGCACCGUGGAGCACCUGUACUCCCACGCCAAGUACGGCGACCAGAACUACGAGAACAAGGAGGACUGCGACUGGCUCGUGGAGGCCGAGGCCGGCCGCGUGCGCCUGCGCUUCCUCACCUUCGAGCUGGAGCACGAGCAGGACUGCAGCUACGACUACGUCGAGCUCUUCGACGGCUACGACGACUCCGCCAUGCCGCUGGGAAAGUUCUGCGGGAACCAGCUUCCCGGCGAGUUCACGUCGAGUUCGGGGUCGCUGCUGCUGCGGUUCCGCUCGGAUGACAACAUCAACGCCAAGGGAUUCUCGGCGGCCUACUCGGCCGUCGACGUCGGCGAAGACUCCGCCACCGCCGCCGUGCCCUCCGUGCCCGAAGUCCGCACGGUGUCGUCGUCCCACCAACGCGAUCGAAAGCUCAGACUCCAUCGCCAUUGAACCACCCACGCUGGCGCCACCUAAAUCCUUCGGACAGAGACAGAAAAAGAGAAGAAAAGAAAAGAAAUGGGAGGACAGAAACGAGGGACCGAAGUUUUGUCUCCUGCGACGACAGAGUCCUUCCAUACAUCCUUCCUUCCUUCCUUCUGUGUGUCACCUGUCGACUUUUGGAAAGUUUUUGCAUGCCAUAUCGUGAAUUCACGAUUUCCCGAGGAAAAAAAAAAGUGAUAUAUGAACGGUAACGACGAAGCAUCGGUGAUGACUUUGCGCGCGCGUUUGUAUGAAACCGUCCGCGCGUUGUCGGAAUAUUGCUUGCUGUAAACCGCGAUGCUAUUUUUGUCUUCUCUGCGGGAUUUGUAGAAUAGGAGCCGGUAAGGUACCGCCAUCAAAACGCGCGGCUCCUCCGCUUAGCAAACGUGAAAAAGAAAAACAACAAAAAACACAAAAACGUAUGUUUACCAACAUCUAUCACGUCUGUCUAAAGGAAGUGUUCACCCAUCACUAAUAUUCGUUUUCUUACCGAAUCAUUGACAAAGAAAAAAAAAAGCUACAACAGCGCCAUACAUGUGUAGUUGUGUAAAAGUGUCGUUAGCUGAUGAGAGAAAAAGAAAAGAAGGGGGAAAAAAAGAGGUGAUGCUUUGGUGCUUUUGUUUUUGUCUCGUUAGAAAUUUGUAAGUAACGAUGUUUGUAUGCGAUAUUUCCGAAAGCAAUUAUUCGUUUCGAAACAUCGGGCGAAACCGUCGGCGUCAUUGGGGCCACGGUAACCGCAUAGUGACGUCCCAAAAUGAUGCGAGCGAAUAAUAUAAAGAGCUUGCGUACAUAUCAGCGCGGCCCUGCUCGACUGCUUCAGGCCAUUACGUUCUAUAGCAGAGCCAUGUCAUCUUUAAAUAAGUAAACUAUGUUGUUCUUUUUGUUUCAAUAUUUUUGUACAUACACGUUAACUUUGAGUAUUGAGAAGUGGUGCUAGAAACCCACGCUACAUAGUCUUGUUUGUAUCUUUGUUUCUGUUAUUUUUUAUUUUUUUUGUAAAAAGAAUAGCGUUGCCAAUGUAUGCUGUAGUGAUCCUGUUGUUAUCAAAAACUUAUUUUGCGGGGCUUGCUGCGCGCUGCACAAUCGUACCGAGCUAUUUGUACUUAGUGUCUUUUAUUUUAUUUUAUUUUUGCUUGAGUAGAGCGCUUGGGUUUGCCUUUGUCUGCGACAUGUCAUUUUGCGCCGAAAAGAGAAGUGUAAUGUUGGCGUAAACUGAACGAUUGAAAGAUAGAGAAGGCGGUGAAAGAGUAAAUGGGCAGUGAUCCUAUGCUAAUAAAGCGUCAGUGUACAAGAUCUAUUAUAUCCGUAACGCGGUCCAAGACUUAUGUAGGGUUCAUCAUUUACUGAACACAGCACACACAUAUCAACGUCCUACAUGAAACCUCCGCUGAACGAUAAAUAGGAGCUGCGCUCGCUCGAUCAAAUGGAGACAGAAGCCAAUUUGACGAAUGCUUUAAGUAUUCUCGAGUACAGGUACUCCAGAUGAGUCGACGAUGCCCUCUAGCGACGAACAUGUGAAGCCGGCAGCUCACGCCAGUCACGCAUGUUCGCACCUAUUGGAACCUGCAGCUUGGGGUGGCGCCGCCCUGGCGACGAAAGUGUCGAACAGAUGAAUGUGGACAGAAAAAUCAGGCGCAAAUCUAUCGUCCACGAAAUUAUCGCUUCUGAGAAGGUUUGUGUUGUGCCAGAGGACCUAGGGUAGGUUUACGUAUCCAUAUAUAUGUUAAAAAAAAAAAAAAGAAGGAUAUACUUCCGGUGACGUCAUAUUUGUUUGAAAGCCUGUUAACACUUCCGCUGAAAUUUUUUUGGGCUUGUGAUAGCCGUGCCAAAGGUGCCCAUGCGUCGUCGGCCAAAAAUAAACAAGGACGACCCGUCACAAGUUAUGAUGUAACCCAAGAUGGCGUAUCGUACAGCACCAAACCCGGUAAAUAUUAUACCGACAUCCUCUGUCGCGAUCCUGAUGUAUAUUUAAAGGCGAAAGCUAACGUCAGUAAUGUUUCCAGCACUGCACACACAUAGUUCCGCGAAUGGAGAAAGUAAAAUACAUAUCUAACUUUUUUUUUUCCUUAUGUUUGUUAAACGGGCGAUGGAAAACAGCGCUAAAAAUCGACACAAGAAGGGGCUAGCAAACGGCUUUCCGUCUUGUGUCGGCAUCUUUAUACGCGGGCUUUCCUGAUCGUGUGCGUCAAUCAACCAUUAGCCUAGAUGUUCGUUUCUUUUGGCAGCAAAUAUUGGAUACGACGAGUGUUAGCACUUUGUCGGGUUUUUGUUUCCGAUUUGCGUAGCUCCGCGCUCAUGAAUUGCCGCUGCACAUUCUUUGUUUUAAUGAGGAAAUUCUCGCGUUGUGUGUGCGGAAUGUAGGACUGUAAUACGUUAAUUACUUUACGAAGCUGGCGUUUUUUGGGGCAUUAUGUGUUGCUUUGUCUGCGUCUAGAAAAUCGUAUAGGAGUAUCUUUUUUUUUUCUACAUACUGAAAUAAAAAAAAAAAUUGCGCAGUUCUGAGUGAACCAUUGUUGUGUAACCUUUCUGUUUUUUGGAUGGUGCCGAAUAAUGGCGAGCAUUUAGUAACAAAAUUCGGUUCUAGGUAUCAAAAUUAUACUGUAUAAACAAUCGCGUAAUCAAUUGUACAGUAAACCAAACCGGUCAAGAGACCUUCACGGGAUUCGUGCAGUGUUGGGUAAUAUCGUCAAAAUAAAUUAAUUCAACGCAAAAAAAAAAAAGAAAUUAAAAAGAACAAAUUCACUGAUGCCGCUCGCUCGUGCGAACGAGUCAGGUUUGAUCGAAACCCAGAAAGCUGGCGCCAUCUAUCGGCACAGAACGAAAGCUUUCGAUCGGAGCUGCGAGAAAGCGCGGAAUCUCUUUGAAUGUACGAGCCCCCGCUGGGGGCGUGGUUGGUUGGGAGCACGAGUUGGGAGAGUAACCAAAUGAGAUUGAAUGAAUAAUAAAGAAAGUAAAAGUAUCAA